Molecule: messenger RNA, 2846 nt
Organism: Myxocyprinus asiaticus (Chinese sucker)
Lineage: Eukaryota; Metazoa; Chordata; Actinopteri; Cypriniformes; Catostomidae
Product: E3 ubiquitin-protein ligase TRIM16-like
Exons: 5
Coding region: 754-2541 (595 amino acids)
Molecular function (GO): zinc ion binding; protein binding
Source: RefSeq, a predicted model, not a curated record
UCCUUUUUGUGGGAACUAUCCCUUUAAUGUGCAGCAGGUUUCCCACCAAAACCUAUAGUUUGCCUUCAGAAGAACUGGAAUAUGAGUCAUGAGUUGCAUGGACUACUUUUAGGAUACUUUUGGGUUCUCUCAAUUUUGUUUCAAUAACAAAUCUCCAUUUCUGCCAGCCAUAUUUUGUCUUAUUAUUUAUUAGGUUGUCACAUCUGUUUUGUGUUAUUUAAAAAAAAAAAAAAAAAAAUGCUACAACAUUGCAAUUUUUCUGACAAUACUUGAGCGAUCCAGUUGUCUAGUUUAUUUGCAUAUCAUCUCAAUAUUUGAAGCCUGUGUCUCUUUUUUCCUUCAUUGGUCAAAAUUGUAAAAAAAAUAAUAAAUAAAAAUAAAUAAAUAAAUAAUAAUAAUUCAGUUAAUUAUCUCAUAAUUAACCUAAUUCAAAUAUUAUUUACUGAUUAACUUUAAGUGUAAUAUAAUACAUGUUUAAUGAAUGUUUUAAAACAGUUGACUCAGAGAUGACAUGCUGGUUCAGUAACAACACCAUCAUUUGUCAUUUAGUUUGACUCUGACACCUGGUGGACAUUUUUUAUUUAUAGUCUGUAAGUGUGCACUAAAAAUACAAGUGUACAACAUGUUAUGGACACCUAUUUUGCACACGUCUCUCAAAUGCACAAACAGGAAACUAUUUCAGGGAAACCGAAACUUAAGUGUUGUUGAGCUUUUAGGCUAUGCAUCUCUCUGUCUGUUUGUCCAUUUAUUGAAAUGGCAGAAGGCAGUUUUUCUCAGGAUCAGUUCAGCUGUCCAGUGUGUCUGGAUCUACUGAAGGAUCCAGUGACCAUUCCUUGUGGACACAGUUACUGUAUGAGCUGUAUUACAGACUGCUGGGAUCAAGAUGAUCAGAAGGGAGUCUACAGCUGCCCUCAGUGCAGACACUCCUUUACUACAAGACCUGCUUUAUUUAAGAAUGUGAUGUUUGCUGAAGUGCUGGAGAAACUGAAGAAGACAAAACUUCAAACUGCUCGUCCUGCUCACUGUUACGCUGGACCUGGAGAUGUAGAGUGUGACGUCUGUACUGGGAAAAAAUACAAAGCUGUCAAGUCCUGUCUGGAGUGUCUGAACUCUUACUGUCAAAAUCAUCUUGAACAACAUGAGAAUCUCUUUAAAGAUAGGAGGCAUAAUCUGAUGGAUCCCACUAGACGACUCCAUGAGAUGAUCUGCUCAAAACAUAAUAAACAGCUGGAAAUCUACUGUCGUACUGACCAGAUGUGCAUUUGUUAUCUGUGUACGAUGGACGAACAUAAAAACCAUGAUACUGUAACAGCUGCUGCAGAGAGGACUGAGAAACAGAGUCUUUUGGGAGAGACACAGAGGAAACUGCAGCAAAGAAUCCAGGAGAGCGAGAAGAAGCUUGAGGAGCUGAGAGAGGCUGUGAAGUCUCAUACGCGCUCUGCACAGACAGCAGUGGAGGACAGUGAGAGGAUCUUUACUGAGCUGAUGCGCUCCAUUGAGAGAAGCCGUUCUGAGGUGACACAGCUGAUCAGAGAUCAGGAAAAGGCUGCAUUGAGUCAAGCUGAAGGACUCUUGGAGCGACUAGAGCAGGAGAUUGCUGAUCUGAGGAGGAGAGAUGCUGAGCUGGGGCAGAUUUCACACACACAUGAUAACACACAAUUCCUGCAGAGUUUCCAGUCUCUAUCUGCACCUCCUGAAUCUACAGUCUUAUCCAACAUUACUGUCAGUUCUCUCCUCUCAUUUGAUGAUGUAGGAAAAUCUGUCUCUAAACUGAAAGAAAAACUGCAAGAUUUCUGUAAAGAAGCGAUAGAAAAGAUAGCUGAUAGAGGUAAAGUAUUAAAUAUUCAUUUACUCUCAAAAAUAAGUUUUGUUUCAUAUAGAAGAAAAGAAACUGGAGGGGAAAUAUUUACUUUUACAGUAAUAAUGUCUGUUUAUUCCUUAGUGACAAACAUCAAAAUUAUUCCAUCCAAAGAACCCAAGAUCAGGGAGGAGUUCCUACAGUAUUCCAGUCAGUUCACUCUGGAUUCAAACACAGUGAAUAAAUACCUCCGUCUGUCUGAGGGGAACAGAGUGGUUACUUACACUGGCACAAUCCAGCAGUAUCCUGAUCAUCCAGACAGAUUUGAUGGUGUUUCUCAGGUGUUGUGUAGAGAAAGUGUGUGUGGACGCUGUUACUGGGAGAUCGAAUGGAGUGGGAGUUACGGUGUGGAUAUAUCAGUGUCAUAUAAGAGCAUCAGCAGGACGGGACGGAUAAUGUGUUUAUUUGGAUAUAAUAAUCAGUCCUGGAGUUUGUACUGCUCUCCUUCCAGAUACUCAUUCAUGCACAAUACUAAACACACUGAACUCCCUGUGUCCCACAGCAUCUCUAGAAUAGGAGUGUAUGUGGAUCACAGUGCAGGAACUCUGUCCUUCUACAGCAUCUCUGACACAAUGACCCUCAUCCACAGAGAACAGACCACAUUCAUUCAAACUCUCUAUCCUGGGUUUUAUAUUCAUAGUGGAUCAACAGUCAAACUGUGUCAAAAUAGAAAUAGAAGAUAAAGUUAUUCUACAAAUAAUAUUGUCAUAUCACAGCUUUGAACUCCAUGAUAAAUCAGUAACAGUUUGAAUAAAAAAGAAAUCAACACUUGUCACUGAUAUAACACAUCAGAUUUUACAGUAAUUGAAUAAAAACCUCAUCAGCCAAAUCAUAUCAGCCUGAAACAACACAAUAAACAGUGAGUAUAUCUGAUUUAAUUACAUUAUUGUUACAGUCUUGUGUAAAUUAUUCUUUUAAAAUUGAUUGACAAAUCAAAUGUAACUUUGAAUUGAAUCUUGCAUCACUUCCAAUAAAUGGUUAAAAUUUA